Messenger RNA from Mesocestoides corti, 2583 nucleotides. NCBI's taxonomy places the organism in Eukaryota, Metazoa, Platyhelminthes, Cestoda, Cyclophyllidea, Mesocestoididae. The record is from the annotation of a GenBank genome assembly.
UUCAUCAACGGCCUGACCAACGUGCAAAUCGACUUGAAGGAGGACAUUGAGGUCUCGAAGAGCAAGAUGUUCAAGGUUGUCCACCUGGACGACAACGGCGGCACCGACGCACUCGAGUUCUACGACUUCCCGCCGGGCUGCGUUGUCGCCGUGAGUGUCUGCCUCAACGACGCCCAGACCGAAGCUCUUAGUCGCGUGCGUGGAGCCCUCCUUCAUCAGUUUGGUCGGCGCAUUCACAGCGUGGAUGCACGAAAGGGCUCCGUCGCGAACAACACCGUGGCCAUCGCGGACACACUGCUUCCCGUCUACCCGGACUCGGUCGACCACGGCCUCAUCAAGCGUCUAGUCACGGAUCUCUCCUUGGCAGACAUCAACUGGCUCAUGUACCGUUGUGAGCGCGAGGAGAACGUGCCCGGCAUCGGCCGGAAGCCCUACUACGUUCCCGGCUUCGGUGACUUGGUGUUCUGCGGUCUCCAGGGUGUGGUCUCGGUGAUGCGUCACGUGGCGCAGUUCAACGACCUCGGCCACCCCAUCUGUCAGCAUCUGCGUCAGGGCCUCUGGCUGUUGACGUACCUCUACGACCGCCUCUCCUUGGACGAUCCAUCUCAUCCCUCCCGGCAACUGGACGCGCUUUCCCGCGCCCUGAAACAGCUCUUUGAACCGAUCUACGGCCUGCCAAAGUACCUCAUACCUUCGAGCUUCGGCAUGCUGGUUGGCUGUCUUUAUCAAACAGUCAUGGAAGAGAUUAGCAUGCGCGUGGGCAAGUGGACGGAGUUUGGCUCGUCGACGGUGCGCAACCUGGUCACGGCGAGUCUGCAGCUGUACGGACGCGCGCCCAACAUCCAACUGCCCACCAUCCUGCCGGCGCCGGCCAUCAAGGGACGCGACGACGACCCCAAUCGCUACAACUGCAGUCUCGCCGCUGGUCUGCCGCACUUCGCCGAGGGCAUGUGGCGCAACUGGGGUCGCGACACCUUCAUCGCUCUGCGUGGAUGCCUCAUCCUCACGGAAAGAUACGAGGAGGCAGCCAACACCAUCCUCCAGUUCGCCUCCCUGCUUCGCCACGGUUUGAUCCCCAACUUGAUGGGUGACGGGCUGUGCGUGGCACCGCGCUACAACGCUCGCGACGCCGUCUGGUUCUGGCUCUACGCGAUCUGCUGUUUCGAAGAUGCCUUGGCGGCGUCCGAGGGCACCCCGAUCGGCGGGGCCAAGAAGUCCAUCCUCAACCGACCCGUGCUGCGCUGGUUCCCCCACGACGACACGCCUGGAUGGCCAGCUGAAAACGGCUCCGUCGACUUCAACAAUCCCCCCGAGGAUCGUGUGAUGCCUCUUUGCGACGUCAUGCAGGAGGCCCUUCAACGCCACGCCUCCGGGAUCGAAUUCCGCGAGAGGAAUGCCGGCUACCAGUUGGAUUGCCAAAUGGUCACUGAGGGCUUUAAUGUUAAAGCUGGCAUCCAGGAGCGCACUGGCUUCGUCUACGGCGGGAACCCCCACAACUGCGGCACGUGGAUGGACAAGAUGGGAAGCUCGGAGAAGGCUGGAAAUCGUGGAAAGCCAGCCACUCCACGCGAUGGCUGUGCUGUCGAGCUCGUUGGCCUUGCGUACGCUGUUGUCACGUGGCUAGACCGAGCGCACACCGCCAGCCAAGUUUACUACCCACACGAGGGUGUGGAGAUGCCGAACGGCGCCAAGUGGACGUGGAACGACUGGGCCACGAAGAUACACAACAACUUUGAGGAGGCAUUUUGGCUGCCCGAGGAGGAGAACACGUGCGGUGGCAGCCUCAUCCGACAGGGCUACUACAAAGACCUCCACGACUCCUCCGAUGCCAACGCCGAGGCCCAACUGAGACCCAACUUCCUCGUCGCCAUGACGGUGGUAAGUGGUCUCGCCGAGGUGGUAGCGCCAGACCUCUUCGACACGUGGAAGGCCUGGAAGGCGCUUGAGUUGACGCGUAAGCAGUUGGUUGGGCCUCUUGGCAUGAAGACGCUGGACCCACGUGACAAGGACUAUAGGUGCGCCUACAACAACAGCGACGACAGCUGCGACUUCUACACUGCUCAGGGCUUCAACUACCACCAGGGACCGGAGUGGCUCUGGCUGACGGGCUACUACAUCCGCGCCAAGCUCAUCAUGGUUCAACGACUCAUCGACCUGGACAACAAGCUGCUGUGCUCGCGUGCCAGGGUGCUGCGCGAGUGCCAGGAGAUCAUGCUGAGGUUGAACAACCACCUGCGCUCCUCACCGUGGCGUUCGCUCCCCGAACUGACCCAAGCCAACGGCGAGUUUUGCCCCGGAAGCUGCACCUCGCAGGCCUGGAGCGUCGGCACGGCAAUCGAGGCCAUCUACGAUCUCAUCCACGUCAACGCUCCCGAGGUCUCUUAUUCCCUGCGAACGCGACCGACCUCCGCAGCCGACAUGCCCACGGAUGCGUUGACCGCGACGUCGGCACCGCCGAGGCUCUACGAGGGCGGUCCACGCGUCACCGACCCGUCGAUGUUCGCCGUGGGCAGUCAGGGCGCCGCCUCCGUGCGUCUCUCGCUCUACAACGACCAGCUCCGCAUCCUGUGCAACGUCAGCUGA